Brachypodium distachyon (stiff brome) is the source of this 1292-nucleotide messenger RNA. RefSeq names its product chitinase 10. NCBI's taxonomy places the organism in Eukaryota, Viridiplantae, Streptophyta, Magnoliopsida, Poales, Poaceae. The record is from RefSeq and is a predicted model, not a curated record. The transcript has a single exon. Gene Ontology annotation, molecular function: chitinase activity. Gene Ontology annotation, biological process: carbohydrate metabolic process; cell wall macromolecule catabolic process; chitin catabolic process. The coding region runs from base 127 to 1008 and encodes 293 amino acids.
GCUAAGUUAGCUAACAACACAGUAACACUACAUAUAUAUGUGCAAGGGGCAAGAGUAUUUCCAAUUGUUCAUAUCAUAUCUAGUCUCGUAAGCUCGUAUAUAUCUAGCUAUCCGGCCAGAACGACGAUGGCACGCCCCUUUCUUCCUCUCGUAUUACUAGCCAUCAUCGCGUCAAACGCCGGCCUCGCAGAGGCGGCGUGGUGGGACUGGCACGGCUGGCGCCACGUGUUCCGCGGCCGCUACCGCCGCGCGCCGCCGCAGCUCUCGUCAAUCCUGACGGAGAAGCUCUACGGGGCCAUGUUCCUGCACAAGGACGACGCCGCGUGCCCCGCCAAGGGCUUCUACUCCUACGCCGCCUUCCUCCGCGCCGCCGCCCGCUUCCCGGGCUUCGGCGCCUCGGCCGGCCACGACGACGCCGACACGCGCCGGCGUGAGGUGGCCGCGUUCCUGGCCCAGAUCUCCCAGGAGACCACCGGCGGCUGGGCCACGGCCCCCGACGGGCCGUACUCCUGGGGCCUCUGCUUCAAGGAGGAGCUGAACCCGCCCAGCAGCUACUGCGACGCCGCCGCCGCCACAAACACCCAAUGGGCCUGCGCCGCCAACAAAUCCUACCACGGCCGCGGGCCCAUGCAGCUCUCCUGGAACUACAACUACGGGCCGGCCGGGGAGGCGCUGGGCUUCGACGGGCUGGGGUCGCCGGAGACAGUGGCGGAGGACCCUGUGGUGGCGUUCGAGACGGCGCUGUGGUUCUGGAUGACGCCCAGGCCGCCCAAGCCGUCCUGCCACGACGUCAUGGCGGGGCUGUACGUGCCAGACGAGCGUGACGCGGCGGCGAACCGGACGGCCGGGUUCGGGCUCACCACCAACAUCAUCAACGGCGGGAUCGAGUGCAACGGCGGCGACGCGCGGGCGGACGGCAGGGUCGGCUUCUACCGCCGCUACGGGCGGAUCCUCGGCGUCCGCGAUCUCGGGCCCAACUUGGACUGUGCUCACCAACUGCCAUACUGAUCGUAAUAUGAGUACCUGCUAGCUAGUUAGUGCAUGUAUUUUUUUGCCGAAAUCAAGGUAGGAGGACGUCCUGCCUCGCCCCAUCGGGAGCUCCGUCCAUUGUCCUGAUUCCUCCCAACUUUUUGGUUCUAGCACGUUAAUUUUUUUUUCGUCUUGAAAGUGUCCUCAUUUUUUGACUACUCGAUCGAUCCUAUGGACCCCUCUUCCAAGUACCAACCAUGGCAAAGGACGGCAGAAACUCAAAUUUGGACGAAUUAUAAAGUAUAAAAGGUUGAUGCAAAAAA